AUGGUAUUUUACCUUGCUCUCAACGGGAAUAUUCCACCCUUACUGAAUUUCUUCGGAGCACAUGGAAGGGUUCGUGACUGUGCCAACCUAGUGCGACUACAGAAAACGCUAAAUCCUGAUUGGCGGUUUGUCAUAAACAGCGGUGACAGUGAUCUCAAGAUUAUAACCGAUUUCGUUAAACAGAGCAUUUGCUCAAUCCACUAUCUAUAUCGCGGAGCGCGAUCUAUCGUGGUCACCAGCAACGACGCUCGGGCACCAACGACCAAGACGCUCAUGGGCGUCCUGGAAACUACACUUUUUGACGGAUCUACUGUUUGA
Necator americanus (New World hookworm) is the source of this 318-nucleotide messenger RNA. RefSeq lists its product as uncharacterized. Gene Ontology annotation, cellular component: mitochondrial small ribosomal subunit. Lineage: Eukaryota; Metazoa; Nematoda; Chromadorea; Rhabditida; Ancylostomatidae. The record is from RefSeq and is a predicted model, not a curated record. The coding region runs from base 1 to 318 and encodes 105 amino acids. Gene Ontology annotation, molecular function: structural constituent of ribosome. The transcript has 3 exons.